AUGGCUCAGAGAACGCCCAGCGCUUCGAGAACCAAGAAGAAAGGCUCGGCGACUGCAACCCCGAAGCAAGUGGCGAUUGAACCAUGCGGUGACCAGGACCAAGACGUCGACGGCCCACAGCAGCGCCAGCUGCUACCGUGCGGCACCACGGUCUACGGCCACGGCGACUUCCAGCGACUCUUCUGCUGCUUCGUCAUACUGACGCUCAUCGUGCUGCAGUGCCACAGUCAGGCGACCUCCCUGAUUGCACGGCCCGUGGUCCACUGGUACAAGCCUCCCUCCAAGUUCGCCGACCUUUCAACCUCCCGCUGGAAGAACUUCGGCAUUCCCCUGGACGACCCAGGGUUCCGGUCAGCCAGGAGCUUCUGGAACCUGGUGUGCCACCGGACCUGGUUACUGACCCUCGGCAACGCGGUGCACAUGAGCGGCGCCCUGUUCGUUGUCCCGGUCGCCGGGUGCAUGGCGGACGCUUACCGCCGCAAGCUCGUCAUCGCCUCCGGCGUCGCGGUGCUCCUGCUGAGCACUCUGGGAACCUCCUUCACGCGCUCCUAUCGGCUACACCUGGUGACGAGGUUCUUACUCCGCCUGCGCCAGUACCGUCUUCGUAAUCUCCCUCAUAUCCUGCUGUACGAAGUGGCGCCGCUCACCUAUCGCGUCUUCUACGUGGGCAUUUCCUGCUCGCUGGGCGUCCUCCUGGUUGACGUGUCGCAGAUGAAGCCGGCCGCGUUCCCGCUCUCCUGGUACGUGCUCCAGGACGUCAUUCUGUCGCCGACCGCGCCACUGGUGCUGGCGACGUGCACCGUGCGCGAAUCUCCCGCCUGGCUGCUGGUGCUGUCCCGUGUCGACGAGGCCGAGGCGAUCGUGCUUGAGGCAGCCAGGAUGAACGACGUGCACCGAGUCACGGCCCGACAGGCCAUAUGCAGAGGCUACGCACUGACAUAA
Molecule: messenger RNA, 942 nt
Organism: Rhipicephalus sanguineus (brown dog tick)
Lineage: Eukaryota; Metazoa; Arthropoda; Arachnida; Ixodida; Ixodidae
Product: solute carrier family 22 member 16
Exons: 2
Coding region: 1-942 (313 amino acids)
Biological process (GO): transmembrane transport
Cellular component (GO): membrane
Molecular function (GO): transmembrane transporter activity
Source: RefSeq, a predicted model, not a curated record